This is a messenger RNA of Megalops cyprinoides (Indo-Pacific tarpon), 2367 nucleotides long. It is a transcript of the gene agfg1b, whose product is annotated as ArfGAP with FG repeats 1b. The transcript has 11 exons. Gene Ontology annotation, molecular function: GTPase activator activity. Bases 257 to 1597 code for a protein of 446 amino acids. Lineage: Eukaryota; Metazoa; Chordata; Actinopteri; Elopiformes; Megalopidae. The record is from RefSeq and is a predicted model, not a curated record.
GUUCUGCGCAGGCGUCGGAGUCCGCUGCACCCCCUCCCUCCGAAGCUAAAGGAGGAAGUAAACGGGAGUCAACUGUGAUUCCGUCCGACGGUGUUGACUCAGCCGCCCCCUGAACCUUCUUAACAGUCUCUCCAUAGAUACAGUCUCCCUCUGGAUUUCACCCUCCACACAGCGGGAUCACUUUCAGGAAACCGAUCAGAUUAAUUUAUAUUCUUGGGUUUACACUCUCAUCCCCAAAACAGUCCCGGCCCUGGCCAUGGCGGUGAGUGCGAAGCGAAAGCAGGAGGAGAAGCAUCUGAAGAUGCUGCGGGAGAUGACGAGCCAGCCGCCCAACAGAAAGUGCUUCGACUGCGACCAGCGCGGACCGACGUACGCCAACAUGACCGUGGGCUCGUUCGUCUGCACCACCUGCUCGGGCAUUCUACGAGGCCUCAACCCCCCCCACAGAGUGAAGUCCAUCUCCAUGACAACCUUCACGCAGCAAGAGAUUGAGUUCCUGCAGAAACAUGGCAAUGAGUUCUGCAGGCAGAUAUGGCUCGGCCUGUACGAUGACAGAACUUCAGCUGUUCCGGACUUCCGUGAACCACAGAGAGUGAAAGAGUUCCUGCAAGAGAAGUAUGAGAAGAAAAGAUGGUAUGUUCCCCCAGAGCAGGCCAAGGUGGUGGCCUCUGUCCACGCCUCCAUCUCUGGGUCCUCGGCCAGCAGCACCAGCAGCACCCCCGAGGUCCGGCCCCUCAAGUCUCUGCUCGGAGAUUCCGCCCCUGCCCUGCACCUCAACAAGACCACGCCCAGUCAGUCUCCAGUGGUGGGCCGUGCCCAGGGCCAGCAGCCCAGCGAGAAGAAGUUUGACCUCCUCAGUGACCUGGGCGGAGACAUCUUUGCUGCCCCACACUCUCAGCCUGCAGCUCCCAACAGCUUUGCAAACUUUGCACAUUUCAGCAGCCAUCCAGGGACUGGUGUACCGAGCAUGGUGGGCCCCGCUCCAGCGUCAGCGGGCACGGUGCCGCCUCAGACGCAGGCCUCCAUGGCUGGGGGAGACCGCUACGCCGCGCUGGCAGAGCUCGACAACGUCUUCAGCUCUUCCACUGCCCCAGGGAGCACUGCCCCGGGUAAUGUGUUUGGCACAGUGACGGGAGUCACGCCAGCCCCUGCACAGCAGAUGUUACCCAGCAUGCCACAGGGAUUUGGAGCCGCUCCUUCAACAAACCCCUUCGUCGGUGCUGCUGUUGCCCCGGCGACUGCCCCUACCAACCCCUUCCAGACUAACGGGAGAGCAGUUGCAGCAGCAGCGCCGUUUGGCACAGGCUCCAUGAGCAUGCCGGCAGGAUUCGGGAACGCCGCCGCUUACAACCUCCCCACCAGCUUCAGCGGCACCUUCCAACAGCCCCUCCCAGGGCAGGCCCCCUUCCCCCAGCCUCCGGCGUACCCCCCUCAGCCCAACGGUGCGGGGUGUGCCCCUUUCGGACAGACCAAGCCUGUGGUGACCCCAUUUGGUCAGGUGCUGUCAGGACCUGGGGUGUCAAGUAAUCCGUUUAUGACGGGACCCCCGGCGGGACAGUAUCCCACAGGAAGCUCAUCCACAAACCCCUUCUUAUAGCGCGCCUCCCCCGUUCUGCCACUAGGAGGCGACACCUGACAUCCUGCCAUCAGGGGGCUGACACCUGGCGCCCACGCACCCCCCGCAGAGUUUUGUUUCAUGAGCAGCUUUAAAACACAACGUUUCUAAAACUUCAGUCCUUCAUCAAGUUUUGAAAAAUAGCCAUGGCAGCAGUGACAACUUCAGCAAUGAAACAAACACAAAACAGGGUGCAGCCAGAUGGUCUCUCUCUUCCUGUAUCUCACCUGCUAACUGCCCCAGCACCCACAGAGACACGUGUAUAUUUGUAUCGGCUAAUGCUAAGUUAUUGCAGAUACCACACUUAUUAUGCUCCAAUUCUGUACAUAUGUUUUUUUUUUUUUUCCUCUCGGAAAAUAAGCUUGUUGUGCAUAUCGGUAUGUGCAUCUUCACAGCCUGUAGUUGGUCAGAAUCCUUUUGGAAUAAGGGCCACAGAGGAAAGAACCAAAGUUAUCAAGCUCAAGCAGUCAGGAUCCAGUGCAUUUGGAGAAGGACGAGGAGUCAUGAUCAGGUGUGUUUGGAAGCAGAGCACGAGAAGUCAGGAUCAGGCGUGUUUGGAGGAGUAGGAGGGCCAGUCGGGACCGGGUGUGUUUGGAGAAGGACGAGGAAGAGUCAUAAUGAGGUGUAUUUAGAGAAAGGGGAGGAGCAGUCAUGGUCAGGUGUGUUUGGAGGAGGAUGGAAGGGAUGCAGUCUUCUUCACUGAAAACGAAGUGUCCUUCCUGUCACCUGCCUGGGGAGUACCUGCGCACUCA